Myxozyma melibiosi is the source of this 960-nucleotide messenger RNA. RefSeq lists its product as uncharacterized. The transcript has 2 exons. Gene Ontology annotation, molecular function: RNA endonuclease activity; metal ion binding; single-stranded DNA endonuclease activity. Gene Ontology annotation, biological process: apoptotic DNA fragmentation. Lineage: Eukaryota; Fungi; Ascomycota; Lipomycetes; Lipomycetales; Lipomycetaceae. The record is from RefSeq and is a predicted model, not a curated record. Gene Ontology annotation, cellular component: mitochondrial inner membrane; nucleus. Bases 1 to 960 code for a protein of 319 amino acids.
AUGGGUUUUGGCGGGAAGAAGCCCGAGACUGCGACUGAGACGAUAGAUAUUUCCGAUUCAAGCAGCAGCGCGAGCAACGUCUCUCUUGCUCCUUCUACCCCCGCGAGCUCCGUCUCGCUCUCAAACCCAGACAAGGUCGUCAAUCCUGCUCAGUUCUUUAUGUAUGGUCAUCCUGGACCCCACGUCGACUUUGAUUUCCGCCAGGAAUACAUCUCCGCGUUCGACCGCCGCAUGCGCAAUCCCGCAUACGUGAUCGAGCACAUCACUCCCCAGAGUAUCGCCAAAAACGGAGCCGUGGAUCGCAAGAAAUCGGUGUUUAAGGAGAAUGAGGCAAUUCCGCUCAAGUUCCGGGCUAAGUUGGCGGACUAUUUCCGGAGCGGGUAUGAUCGUGGACAUAUGGCCCCGGCCGCGAACGCAAAGUUCUCGCAGGAUGCUAUGGACGAGACUUUUUACUUGACGAAUAUGGCGCCCCAGGUUGGCGAUGGAUUCAACCGUGACUACUGGGCGCAUUUCGAGGAUUUCUGCCGCCGCCUCACGCAAUCCUACAACUCAGUCCGUAUCGUCACCGGCCCGUUGUACCUCCCCAAACGGCACCCUGACGGCAAAUACAGAGUGACCUACGAAGUCAUCGGCAACCCACCCAACAUCGCCGUUCCGACUCAUUUCUACAAACUUAUCCUCGCCGAAUCCCCCGCAAAGGACCCAUCCUCGAGCGACGUCGCCGUCGGCGCGUUCAUAAUGCCAAACGACGUGAUCCGGAACGAUACCGCGCUCAAGUCGUUCUAUGUCCCGGUCGAUGCUAUCGAACGCAGCGCGGGUCUGGAUUUCUUGGCAAAUCUGCCGAUGAAUAGACGGAAGGACCUGUGCAGGGAGGUCAAGUGCGAGAUUGUCGUGCGCGAGUUUAUAAAGGCGUUGCCGGCUCCGGCACAGCCGCUCGGACUUCCUGCCCCCAGAAGCUAA